AAUGCAUAAACAACUCCCAAAUUAUAUAUUUACUCCAUUCACGCAUUAUGUAACAAAAACACCUGAAAAAGCAAUUAAUACAUCACCUUUUAGAGGAUGUAGUGUACAAUCGAUUAAUUUAUUAUCUAUUAGUUUAGCGAUAAAUAGUCGAUGACACCAAAGAAAUAAAAUAUUGUAUAUCAUUAUGGUCAAUAAACUAUAAACCAAAAUACGAAACCUUAGAUUCCAAAUUAUGAGAAUGCCUCUCCAUUAGUUCAUGAAACCAAAGAGCAUUUAAUGUAGAGAGUUUACAAUCUGGAGGAUAAUUUAAGAGAUAUUGUAAAGAAAUACGACCAAUUGAAGGAAGAUUUAGAGAGAGAAAGAACCCUAAAGUGCGAUACAAAUAGAAGUUACUCUUAAUUAUGUUAAAGAUAUUAGGAGUAUAUAUUGUUCUUUAGAGAGUAGCUAAGAGAGGGAAGUGUCGAAACAUUAAUAGGCAGCAAAAUCCAAAGAAAAUAUGUACAAACAGGUCUAAAGAGAAUUUUAAGAAUAGAAGGAAAAGUGGAAUGCAAUGAGCAAUGAAAUUUAGGAGUAGAAAAAGGUUUAAGAGAAGUUAUAAAUGAUUUUGAAAUAGAAGGAAAGAGAGAUUAAUGAUUUUAAAUUAUAGUUGAAAUAAGAAAGGGAAAUUAGGUUAUCUGAAAAUUAUAGAUUGGUUUAGGAAUUCACCUAAACUUACAAGGAUUUAACUAUAUAGAAUGAUUAACUAAUCCAAGAAAACACUCAAUUAAAGACACUAAUCUUAGAUAUUGAUAAUUAAGCUUAACCAUAUUCAUCAGCAAAUUAAUCAUAAUAGAAUAUUUAACCUGAUUCGGACUACUUGGAGGAUCCAUAAUUAAGACAAAUUGUGUAAUAAUAUCUCACAAAAAAUGAAGAAGGUUAUUUAGAUUAAAUAUCUGAUAAAUAACUUAGAGCUGCUCUUUCAAUAAUUAAGGAGAUAUUCCAAACUGUUACAUCAUAAUAAUUGAAAGAAAUAAAGUCUUAGCAAUUUCAACAACCUAAGUAAAUCAGCGAGGAAAUUGAAAUAAACUUAUAAGAAGCAAGAAAAAAGAGAGAGUUUUUAAUCAAAGAGAUCAAGAAUAAGAUGGAUAGGAUUGUAAAGUCAAAAGUAUAGAUUUAUAUAUGAUGAAAUAAGGAAUUCGAUUUGAUAGAAUUUAAUGAAUUACAAAAAGAAAUACAAGAGAUAAAAUAACAAUAUAGCACUGUGGAGAAUUUGAUUUAGGAAAUGGAGUAACAAUUAAUCUUGAAUCCACAUCGAAAUAGUUGUGUCUCUUUUGACGAUCACGAGUUCUAAUGA
Messenger RNA from Paramecium octaurelia, 1333 nucleotides. The record is from the annotation of a GenBank genome assembly. Lineage: Eukaryota; Ciliophora; Oligohymenophorea; Peniculida; Parameciidae.